Molecule: messenger RNA, 927 nt
Organism: Magallana angulata
Lineage: Eukaryota; Metazoa; Mollusca; Bivalvia; Ostreida; Ostreidae
Product: neurocalcin homolog
Exons: 2
Coding region: 138-707 (189 amino acids)
Molecular function (GO): calcium ion binding
Source: RefSeq, a predicted model, not a curated record
CAAGCAUUAAGACAUUUGUAUGGACCACAGUGGAGUCAUUAAAUAUGUACAAACAAAUUUUGAUUGAAAUAAGUAAGCGUAAAUAAAAUUCGUUGAAUGUAAAAAAUAAAUUAUUUCAACUGCAACAGCGAUUCAGAAUGGGUUCUCGGAGCAGUGCGCUGAAACCAGAAACAAUGGCGGAUCUAAGAAAACAAACAGAGUUCACGGAGAAAGAAAUACAGGAUUGGUACAAAGACUUUAUUGCAGACUGGCCUAAAGGCUACAUGAAUGUCGAAGAGUUCGAAAAAAUGUACGCGGGAUUCUUCCCGAAAGGAGACGCUUCGAAAUUUGCCAGACACGUUUUUCGAGCUUUCGACUUGAAUGACGAUGGACAUGUCGAUUUUCGGGAAUUUAUUUGCGGAUUCAGCGCCACCCUGCGUGGUACCACUGUACAGAAACUCAAGUGGGCUUUUAGCAUCUAUGACAUUGAUAAAAAUGGAUUUAUCUCUAAAGGCGAGAUGAAGGAUAUCAUUUCGGCUAUUCACAAAAUUGCUGGAAUUAUGACGCAAAACGAAAGCGAACAAGCCGUGCAGCAGAAAAUAGACGAGGUCUUCCGGGAGAUGGAUAAAAACCAUGACGAAAAAAUCUCCCUCCAAGAAUUCAUCGAGAGCACCUCCCAGGACAGGAGCUUGAUAAGCGUGCUGGAGUUAAAUUACGACAUUCAGUGACGUCAUAUAUAUUUCUGUGUCAAAAAUUUCAGCAAGAGAUUUAUGGGUAUUAUUGCUGAUCGUAGCAAAAACCAUAAGAAAUAAUUUCUUAUUGUCAGGAGCUGUUCAAGAAUUAAGUUUAAAAUUCAAAGAAAAGAUAUGUUAUAAUGAUUGUCAAUUUCCUGAAACUGCCCAAUAACAGAUUCUUUAGUAAGAAACCUUUCCCAGUCCACGAAUACAU